AUGUCUACCUCUGGUUCUCGACAGAGACCUUCUGUCCUUCACAAAGCAGGAUGCAAGCGUCUCUUCAUGCGGUGUCGGCGCCUACCCCUUCAAGACUCUGCCUUUUGUGCGCCGUCUUUUGUUGGCAUGGGUGUCAUGACUGCUCCUGCCCUGCAGCCGGCGAAGUCGCACGCGAAGGGGCGAGAAGUUCCAAGGUCCCUCCACAGCCCUCCACUUCCAGGUCCUCCGCGUCCAGCAGAUGGUGGGAAAGCAGUUGGGAAAGCAGGUAGGAAGAGGCGCAAGGCGUCGGAAGUCGCAGCCAUUGCAUUCCCACAAGUCCACACCGUCCAGGGCUGUCCACUCGUCUGCAAGCACUGGGCAGGUGGCCUUCUCCCCCCACAACGCAAUGCCGGCACUCCAGCAGCUCUUCAGCCUGCCCCCGCACGUGUUGCAGACGAUUGCGCUGCACCUGCCCUCGCUCGCCGAUUUCCACGCGUUCUGGUCCGCGCAUCCCACUCUACGGAGGCGUGCAUCACAGCCCUCACCGCCGCCCGCCCGCAAGGGGACAACGACUUCUACAGAACGGAGAUUAUCAUUGCUGAAGACUUUGGCAAUCCCACUCCAACGCCUCCCACCGUCAAUUUCGGUGCUUACAUUUACGCCCUGACGGGCUUCUCAUGUUUGCGACCGCGCCCCGUGCUCCCACUGGACUUGCAUAAGGAUUCUGAGGGGAACGGCGCGGAUGAUGGGCAUGAAGGGAAGGGCUCGCAUUAUUUUAAGUGUGUCAUCAAUCAACUCCGAGAAAAAGCCGACCCGGACCUCGUCCCCGAUUCCUCCAGCGCCAGAUGGAUCCUCGUUUCGGCUCUUUUGCAUGGUCUUCUGCCCACUGUACAGUACCUGUGGGGCAGAGGUGUCAACCUUAGUCAUGCAUGUACGGUGAUGGACCGGCCACCCGGAAACGCAUUGGAUUGUGCUCUCAGAUCUCGCAGCGUGUCCACCGUUGAGUACGUGCUGACUACUGGCAUGGAAACAAGGGCGGAUACCUUUUUCAACCCAAGCGUACUGGAAAUGCGGAAUGAUAAUGAUUGGAAGAUAUUUGACAUUCUCGUCAAGGAGAGAUUGACCCUUCUUAGCGGUAUCCUCACCGUUCACGAAGACAAGGAAUAUUUUAUCGAACGCCUCGCCGAACUGGCUGGAGAGCGAAGGGACUCGGGGAUCAUUCGAUUUCUCAUCGAUAACAAAUGUGAUGUGUCUCCAGCGCUCGUCGGCGUAUUGGCACCCGCAUCGCAAGAGUCAACAUGCCAAUCAAUGGACGAUCCCUUUCUGGCAAUGCUAUUGGCAAAGAUACCGCAGGAAGGACCUUCAUGGCAACAGGCGGUUCUGAAAUCUCUUUGCAGAGCUCUCGUCCGCGGGAAUGAAGAGCUGAUCUACUUUCUGAUUGACAAGGGAGCAAAGGUCCCCGUUGCAUGGAUAACGUCCUUCAAUCCUACGUCAAGCGAUUCUACGACCCGCAAGAUGCAUCUGUUGAGAGAAACUUCAUUCGAGCGGUUGAGAAAUACGGAAAUCAGAUUCCGGACAUUACCUCUCCCCAAGUUGUCAGCGAGAUUACACAGCGUCGGAAUCCGCAGUUCGCACAAAGUUUACGAAAGUUCGCACCCAUCUGAUGCGGAGUAA
This is a messenger RNA of Fimicolochytrium jonesii, 1653 nucleotides long. RefSeq lists its product as uncharacterized. NCBI's taxonomy places the organism in Eukaryota, Fungi, Chytridiomycota, Chytridiomycetes, Spizellomycetales, Powellomycetaceae. The record is from RefSeq and is a predicted model, not a curated record. The transcript is spliced from 3 exons. Bases 1 to 1653 code for a protein of 550 amino acids.